Molecule: messenger RNA, 889 nt
Organism: Agrilus planipennis (emerald ash borer)
Lineage: Eukaryota; Metazoa; Arthropoda; Insecta; Coleoptera; Buprestidae
Product: glutamic acid-rich protein-like
Exons: 2
Coding region: 64-678 (204 amino acids)
Source: RefSeq, a predicted model, not a curated record
ACACAGUUAUUUUGCUAAGGUCAAUAGUUGUACUUAUAAACCUGUACGUGGGAGUGCGACAAAAUGAUAAAAACAGCAAUUGUGUUACUUUUGGUCAUCCUUCUCGUUUCUGGUCUGGAAGCUAAAAAUGACGCACCAGAAAACUUGGAUUUCCAGCAGCUCGAGGAAAUUGAAGAACAAACAGCAAAGCAAAGGGACAAUAUGGAAAUAAUCGAAGAAGCGGCUUUUCCAGAAGGAGAAGAAUGGAGUGAUGACGUUAUUGUUGACGGUGAAUUGGAAGGAUCUGGAUCGCAAGAAACAGGAGACACCUGGGACGACCCAGGAGAUAUCGUAAUCCAACCGGAAGAAGAAGGAGCAUCGGGUGUAUCGGAAGUCGAAGAAGAAGAAGACUUAUUUGAAGGGUCUGGAAGUGCAGUAGAGGAAGAGGAGGACUUUGAGGAAUCCGAAGCUUCAGGAGAAGCUGAAGAUGAAGUCAUACAAGCAGAUGAAAAUGAAGACGAAGAUGAAAGUGAAUUUAUCGAUAGCGAUCAAAAUGGAAUCGAAGAUGAGUUGAAUAAUGAGCCUUCAGUUAUAAACGAAAAGAGAUAUGUCGAUGUAGAUUUGGCAUUAAGAAUACCGAUACUUAGAAGGCUAUUGAGCAGGAAACACAUUUUUGCCCCUUUAGCUAAUUAUGACUAGCAAGGGACUUCAUCUGGUUGAUUAACGCUGGAUUUAUAUUAGAUAUAAUAGAGAAACCAGUUUUAAAAUAUUUAGGAAAAUCUGCAGAAAAUCUCGCACUAAAACUUUUCACUUCUCCUAAAGACUUUUUAUUGAAUAUUUCAUUCAACCAAACUGUUGUAAACCACUGUAAUAAUUAAAAAUAACCAGCACAUACAGUUUUAUUGAGCGA